UAGACUUACGGUUCAUUCUGUCACAAGCGCCAGGAAAUCAGGCGCCAUGUUUUGCAUCAAGCUUUUAUUGGCAUCGUUUUGUCUGUGGACAUCAUCAACCGGCCACGUCAUUCAGCGCCGUCAAGCAGCUAAUGGCUCCACGUCACAGCCACAAUGUUCUCUCGUGGACCGACUGUUAGACGUCUUACAAAACGACCUAAGCAGGCUGGAGGGGAAAUACGACGACCUCUUGGAGAAAUAUCACAGAAUUGUGGAGAUUAGUUUUGCAAAGUUAUCUUUGGACAAGGAAAAUGCUGUUGGCAAAGACUGUGCUGAGUUGUACAAGAACGGUGUUAAACUAAGCGGAGUGUACACCAUUACCCCCUCUAACGGCCAAAGUCCCUUCGAUGUCUACUGUGACAUGACCACUGACGGGGGAGGAUGGACGCUAUUCCAGAAGCGUAUGGACGGGUCGGUCGACUUCUUCCGCGGUUGGGAGGAUUACAAACACGGCUUUGGUAACCUGAACGGGGAGCACUGGCUUGGAAACGAUCUUAUAAACCUUCUCACUAACCAAGGUCGGUAUGAACUCCGCGUUGAUAUGGAGGACGCCACUGGGGUCAAGGCCUAUGCCCGCUAUGACAAUUUCGCCAUCUCCUCAGAGAGGACAAAUUAUCAGCUGACCAUUGGCGGAUACUCUGGAGACGCAGGUGACUCCCUGGGUUACCAUAAUGGCAUGGCAUUCUCAACGAAGGACAAAGAUAAUGACAGUUACGAUAGCAAUUGUGCUCAAACUUAUAAGGGCGCAUGGUGGCACAAAUCCUGCCAUGAAUCAAACCUGAACGGUCUGUACCAUCUUGGUGAACACGCGUCUUUUGCUGAUGGCGUCAACUGGAAAACUUUUAAAGGUUAUAACCAUUCGCUGAAGAGAACAGAGAUGAAGAUUCGUCCAAUCGGCUUUAAGGCGGCUUCUGGUGUCAGUGGCUAAAUGUGACAGAGUAAUUACUUUUGAAAAUAAAACAAGUAUGACAUUUGUCUUUGGUGACGUUUUUAGAAGUCCAACGCUUGUAUAAGAAUAUGUCAGAAACUCUUAAUCAUAAAAUAUCUGUAAUAAAAAAAUUGGGCCAUUUCGUACAAAAUUCAUUCGCUUCGUAACAUAUGAAAAUAUGUUUUACAGAUUACACGUUCUGUUUUCUUUAAUAGCACAUAGGACGUUAAAAUAUAUAUUAUAUCCGGUAUAAUAACCUCAUACCUUUACUCAAAUAAAAGGUAUAAUGCAAAUGCUUAUGCCAUUGAAAGAUAUCUGAUGAGAAAUGACGUGUCGAUUCUUUUAUCAAUAUACAUAAAUCAAAAGACUCAAUUUGACAGUUCGGGAUAAUUUUAUGCUCACGGUGUAAUUUUGCAUACUAAGAUAGCAAAGGACUACCGGUACUUGCUCAAUAAUAAAACAAUCUUGAACCGUAAUGAUUGUUUUCUUAACGUAUAUCUCCGCUUAAAGCUAACAAACGUGCUCCAGAAUCUG
Lingula anatina is the source of this 1501-nucleotide messenger RNA. RefSeq names its product microfibril-associated glycoprotein 4-like. The record is from RefSeq and is a predicted model, not a curated record. Lineage: Eukaryota; Metazoa; Brachiopoda; Lingulata; Lingulida; Lingulidae.